Messenger RNA from Alosa alosa (allis shad), 3903 nucleotides. It is a transcript of the gene gna13b, whose product is annotated as guanine nucleotide binding protein (G protein), alpha 13b. Gene Ontology annotation, molecular function: D5 dopamine receptor binding; G-protein beta/gamma-subunit complex binding; GTPase activity. Bases 33 to 1166 code for a protein of 377 amino acids. NCBI's taxonomy places the organism in Eukaryota, Metazoa, Chordata, Actinopteri, Clupeiformes, Clupeidae. The transcript has 4 exons. The record is from RefSeq and is a predicted model, not a curated record. Gene Ontology annotation, biological process: adenylate cyclase-activating G protein-coupled receptor signaling pathway; Rho protein signal transduction. Gene Ontology annotation, cellular component: brush border membrane; heterotrimeric G-protein complex.
CUCCCUACUGUAUCGAUGAAGUUGUUUCAAAGAUGGCGGAUUUCCUGCCGUCCCGGUCCUUUUUAUCUGUUUGUUUUCCUAACUGUCUCCUCACUAGCAAUGAGGCAGAACAAUUAAGGAAAUCUAAAGAGAUAGAUAAGUGUAUAUCGCGGGAUAAAACGUAUGUGAAACGGUUGGUGAAGAUAUUAUUACUCGGAGCUGGAGAGAGCGGCAAAUCUACUUUCCUCAAGCAGAUGCGCAUCAUACACGGUCAGGACUUCGAUGAACGGGCAAAAGAAGAGUUCCGGGCUACAAUUUACAGCAAUGUUAUCAAAGGUAUACGGGUGCUGGUGGACGCACGCGAGAAGCUACACAUCCCAUGGGGAGACGUGUCCAACCAGACGCACGGCGACACCAUGAUGGCGUUCGACACGCGAGCCACCUUGGUGGCACAGGGGCUGGUGGACACUAAGGUCUUCAUGCAGCACCUGCCCUCCAUCUGCGCCCUGUGGGCUGACUCGGGCAUCCAGAAUGCCUACGACCGCCGCCGGGAGUUCCAGCUGGGUGAAUCAGUGAAGUAUUUCCUGGACAACUUGGAAAAACUGGGAAUGCCGGACUAUCUCCCGACACAGCAGGACAUCCUGCUGGCGCGUAAACCCACUAAGGGCAUCCACGAGUACGACUUUGAUAUCAAGAACGUGCCCUUCAAGAUGGUGGACGUCGGAGGGCAGCGGUCGGAGCGGCGGCGCUGGUUCGAGUGCUUCGACAGCGUCACGUCCAUCCUCUUCCUCGUCUCGUCCAGCGAGUUCGACCAGGUGCUGAUGGAGGACCGGCAGACCAACCGUCUGACGGAGUCACUCAGCAUCUUCGAGACCAUCGUCAACAACCGCGUCUUCUCCAACGUCUCCAUCAUCCUCUUCCUCAACAAGACAGACUUGCUGGAGGAGAAGGUGAAGACGGUGUCGAUCAAGGACUAUUUCCCCGAGUACACGGGCGACGCGCACAGCCUGGCCGACGUGCAGAAGUUUCUGGUGGAGUGCUUCCGCAGCAAGCGGCGGGACCAGCAGCAGAAGCCCCUCUACCACCACUUCACCACCGCCAUCAACACCGAGAACAUCCGCUUGGUCUUCCGCGACGUCAAGGACACCAUCUUGCAUGACAACCUCAAGCAGCUCAUGCUGCAGUGACGUUGCCGUUGCAAAUGCACCCCUCACACCCCACCUGACCCCCAAGCCCCCUCUGCCUACCCCUCACCUGUGCUUUGGUCCAAACACCACUUCACCCACCACCUGUCCUAUCUGCAGGAUUCACAUACAUUCACACAUAUACACACACACACACACACACACACACACACACACACACACACAUAUAUACACACACACACACACACACAACUUUCCCCCUUUCCCUGAUCUCUCCAUGUCCAACCACUAUCCCCGUUUUGCCCCACAAAUCCCCAACACACACACACACACACACACACACACACAUACACACACCUGAGAUGGGAUGGUGUCCCCAGCCCUUGUGCCUGGUUUUAACCAACUGUGGUCCCUUUCUCUGUAAUGCUCUGACCCGGGUUAAGGGGGGGGUGGUCAGGCAGAGGGGACUUUGUAAAUGUGCGGAAUCGCCACCGCUUUCCCUCCCCCACAGAGACUUGAGUGGCAAUGAACCGCUCGCUGCAUACUGAUGCGGGAGGAACGUCUGUCUGUCUGUCUGUCUGUCUGUCUGUCUGUCUCUCUCUGUCUGUCUGUCUGUCUCUGUCUGUCUGUCUGUGUCUGUCUGUGUGUGUUUGUUUGGAGAAAGUAAAUAUGGUGUACAAGCCCGCACUGUCAAACUGUAUACCGUUGCCUUACCCCCCCACUCCCCACCCCCAGCCUCUUAGUGGCCGCUCUAAGAUCGACAAACGGUCCUGAGAGCUUAUCUUCUCCUCCUCCCUGUCUACCAGAUGAAAAACUGAUGCAGAGGGCAAAUCGCAAGCAAACCGAAAGACAAAAUGUCGUAACAGUGCAAGUGAAAGCUUUUUUUGUUUGUUUUCUUUCUCUUUUUUGGUUUGGUUUUGUUUCUUUGUGUGUUGUAGGAUCCAACGGAAACAUCAGAGCACUGUCCUUAAAUGUCGCCUUUUGAGCCUUUUUAACACUGACCAACUACUCGCUAAGCAGCUGACUUGAUGUUUGGAGCUGACCUGUGUGCCAGUGAGCUGCUGUCUGAGUAGCCAGGGUUCAUAAAUGAUUAUUAAAAACCUUCUGGUGUUUGAACAGUUUGUUGUAUGGAAAAAGAGAUGUUCUGAGCCUUUGUCCACACCUUCCAGGCCCACUUUUUUGUUUUGCUUUUAUUUGUAGUUGUCUAAUCAGCUGUUUUAAAUCUUGAAUCUCUUUAUAAAUAGGCCUAUAUAUAUGAAUAUAUUUACCUAUGAGGAAAAAAAAACUUAACUUAUAUUUCAAGAAGUUUACACUUUUUUGGCUCUGGUGGAUUUCUGUUACAAGCAAUUGGAGAUUUUUUGAGGGGGAGCCCUCGUUUCAUGCGUUCAUAUGUUUAAACAUGCACACACAGAAAAUAAACUGAAUACCUACUGUUUUCUGGCACACAGGGCAAGAGAAGUUCUGGUAUGUCUAUGUUUUUGAUUACUCUCAGGGCUCCUCAAGAUGACCACUUUUGUGUUUUCCUAAAGCCUACAUUCAAAUCCAUUUGUCACGCAAAAGAAGUGUUCACCGUUCUAAUUGACGGGUCAGUGUUUUGACUGGCUGGACUUUGAUUGGCCCCCUGCUGCUGGCUUCAACCUAUCACUGCCCUGCACCAACCUUUUCCUGUAAACCAGCUGACUCCUCCCUCUUUUGUUUUUGUUUACAGUGGUUCUUAACGCCAGAAGGUUACUUUUGAAGUGGCGACAGCCAGUGGCGUUAUAAUUUGCGUUUUAUUUCUUUUAUUUAAUUUUAUCUUAUUUUAUUACUUUUUUUUUUUUUGUUUGUUUUGCAUGUUUGAUCAUGGCCACAAGGUUCAUUGUCCUGUGACUUAAAAAACGCAUAUGUGUACCUGACCUGACAAGAACCACUGUUUUUAUUUUGGAGGUACCAGUUGAAGCAUCGCCUCCAUUUGAUGUUUCUUUUCCUCUCCCAUUCUGUGGUGUAUGAAACAAAAAAGGGACGGAGUCGGCCUUGUGAAGCCCGCUCCUGGGUUCCAGGACAUUUUGUACAGCCCCCUGCCCACUUGCCUUGUUUGAUACAGGUGUGGUUCUAAGCCCUUUACUCUGGAAAACUUUACUGUAAAGUGAGGAUGGAUGUUGAUUUGUGAGCGUGUUGUUGUCGUGUUGUUUUUGCUGCUCCUGCCUUUCUCUGUUUAUGCAGAUGGUUACUGCACCUCUAAAGCGCAGCCUUGCUGGUGCCUGAAGUGCAAGGGGCUGGCUCUGUUCCUAUAGGAAAUGACCCCUUAAACACACACGCACAUACACCACACAUUAUUUGUGAAUGUUAAGUUCAACUUCCAUAUAGUAAUGCAUGUGCACACGUACACACACAUUCUCACGCUCCUGUGUUUAACCCUACUCUUCCUUAUUUUUACACACACACACACACACACACACACACACACACACACACACACACACACACACCUUGGAAACCCCUGCUGCCUGUGGCGGACAUGUUUGGUUGGGGGAGGAGGGGUUGGUAGGAAAAGCAGAGGGGUCUUCUGCCUUUUGGCUCCAAGCCCAGAGGAGAACUCUAACGUUCAGAUUCAGCCUUUAUGAGACCUCUACAUUGGCCUCCCUUGUCCUCACAUACACAAUGCCCCUCACACACAACACACACAUUCACACAAUGUCCCUUACACACACACACCAUCACCACCACUCUUGACACACUCCAGUCUGUGACAAACUAGAACAGACAUGCAGGCAGCACAUUUGGACUAUGAAACCUUUUU